Messenger RNA from Cimex lectularius (bed bug), 875 nucleotides. RefSeq names its product putative defense protein Hdd11-like. The coding region runs from base 106 to 600 and encodes 164 amino acids. Gene Ontology annotation, molecular function: oxidoreductase activity, acting on metal ions. Lineage: Eukaryota; Metazoa; Arthropoda; Insecta; Hemiptera; Cimicidae. The record is from RefSeq and is a predicted model, not a curated record. The transcript has 5 exons.
UUGGAGAGAGGAAGAACGAUAAUGGUAGUGGGGCUGGGAUAUGAGCGUAAGAGCCUAAGAGGACAAUUCACCUUUUGAAGCCAAUUGGACAAGAAGAAAGACAAAAUGAAAUCAUUUUAUCUGAUCUUUACAAUUGCCUUCAUUUUAUUUGGUUUCGCCUCCUCAUAUAAAUCUGGGGCACCCAAGGAAACUUGUGAGGACAUGACCCCACAGCACAAAGUACCACCACAGAAAAGCAGGUCUCCUUAUGUCAUCAGAUUGUCCAGAACGAAAAUUCAUGCUGGAGAGUCAGUCGACGUAACUAUUACGGGAAAGACAACCGAAACCUUCAAAGGAUUCUUAUUACAAGCCCGUCUUGGAUCGACACCAGUUGGAAAGUUCUCUACCAAAGGCAGCUCAAACCUGGUGAAAUUAACUGACUGUGGAUCUGGCUCUCAAAAUGCUGCCACUCAUGCUAGCCCUGAUGAUAAGAAAGAAGUUGUUCUCAGAUGGACAGCUCCACCGAAUCUCAAAGAAACAGUAGUUUUCUAUGCUACUGUUGCCAAGAAUGGAGGUGAAUUUUGGGUUUCUCAAAAAUCUCGAAAUCUGGUUGUCGUGUAGACUUGAAUUUUAUGAAGUUGUAUGAAUCCUCUUACUCUUACUUGCCAAAAUAAUUCCUGACCGUUUUAUAUUUUAUUUUCAUGAAAUGUUUACGCAUCUCUCAAUUUUAAAGAAUCCCCAUUUCACUAUAUUUAUACUUAAUUUUUUUUGUGCAAUAUAACAGGGACACAUUGUUUUUGGUAUUGAUAUUGUAUAAGGGGUAGAGAACGUAGAAAGUCAUACUAGAAGAUUUAGUGAAAAAUAAUAUUAAACAUGUAAUUUUAUGACCUUUUGAA